Messenger RNA from Schistosoma bovis, 1328 nucleotides. Lineage: Eukaryota; Metazoa; Platyhelminthes; Trematoda; Strigeidida; Schistosomatidae. The record is from the annotation of a GenBank genome assembly.
ACCUGGUAAACAGCGGCAAUAUCAUUUUCCUUGCUACAUCCUGUGGAAAUGGGAACGAUUGGCACCGAUGAAAAGCAACCGUUUCUGAAUGAGAAAGAAAAUUCGAAUCAUGUAAAAAGAAACAUUGAUUCCUGGUAUAAGCGGCCAGUUUGGAACAGUGACGAGAAAACCAAGUAUAUGAUGGGGCGCAGUUUAUGUGGAUGGAGUUUGUUGGUUUCCUAUUGAUUUAGCUGUUACUUUCUAGUUAAGUUUUGGUUGCACUAUCUUAUUCUGUACAUAUGUUUGUUAAUUAUAAUGAUGGGAAUGUUAAUAAUAAUAACUCAGCUUAUCAUCAGCAAUGAUCAACCUUACAUAACUGGAAUGGACAGUCCCCUUGCACUUUCACCAGGCUUAGGAAUGAGACCACGCAAUGACUUUAAGACGACUUUAAUUGCUUACGCUUCGUCUGAUCCACAAACAUAUAUGCCAUUUGUCCAAGAUAUACGAACAUUUCUUUAUUUCUACGAAGAGGUCAAUAUACAACCACAGGAUGGAUUUGCAACGUGUGAUAAAAUUAAAUCACCAGAUGAUGUUGAUUUGGUUUGUAAAUUUUAUCCACAUGAUAUGGGUGUAUGUGUUAAAGAGAAUAAUUUUGGAUACGAUAGAAGUCAACCAUGUGUCAUCAUGAAAAUUAAUAAGGUUUAUGGUUGGUUACCUGAUAUUGUCAAUAAAACGUUAUCAAAUAAUCCUCUUGUUAGAUGUCAUGGUCAAAAUCCUCAAGAUCUGGAAAAUUUUGGUCAAGUACUUUAUUUUCCUAAUAUUACUGUUGAUGGAAAAACUUACGGUUACUUUAGUCAUUUAUACUUUCCAUAUCUUAUGCAAGUAGCUUAUCGUUCACCGCUUGUUGCUGUACAAUUUGCAAGUCCUAAACGUCAUGUCCUUUUAAUGGUACGCUGUGAAUUAUUUAAUGUACGUAAUCCUGGUGAUCCAAUGGAUUUUGAAAUUUUAGUAGAUUGAUUAAUUCAUAAACUGUAUUGUACUUAUGACUUUUUUCUUUUGCUUUUUUUUUCUUUUUUUUCUUCCGGUUUAUUUGUUUAUCCAAGUCAGUUUAUCUAUCCAUCUGUCUGUCUAUCUAUCUAUCUAUCUGAUGCCUGUCUAUCUAUCUUUCCACGUUUAUGUCUGUUUACUUAACUAUCUAUUUAAUUUAUACGAAAAAUAAAGGAAAAUGUAACCGAAUAUUUUUGUUUCUUAUUGAUGAUACUCAUUACGUUUCCAUGUUAGUUUAUUUUGUACAGGCAAUUUUCUUUUUCUAAAAAGAAGAAAAUAGAAAAAAAUAUUUUAUUCCGGUA